Dibothriocephalus latus is the source of this 396-nucleotide messenger RNA. The record is from the annotation of a GenBank genome assembly. Lineage: Eukaryota; Metazoa; Platyhelminthes; Cestoda; Diphyllobothriidea; Diphyllobothriidae.
AUCACGCCUCCCAACCCGGUGCUUCGGCUCUCUCUUGCCCAGCUAAAAGUUGGAAUAAAUAAGCCGAUCAACAUCAAAAAUGCCAUCGCAUUAAUCGAAAAGUGUGUUAAGGAAGACAAAGCGGAGAUGGUGGUUUUGCCCGAGUGUUUUAAUUCGCCCUACGGAACUGGAUUCUUCUCUGAGUACUCGGAAAUCAUUCCGGACGGAAACACCUGUCAAGAAAUGGCCGCAGUCUCUAAGAACCACAAGAUCUGGUUGGUCGCUGGAUCAAUCCCCGAGAAAGGCUCAGAUGGCAAGCUUUAUAAUACGUCGGUGGUUUACAAUCCUGAGGGCGAGGUUGUAGGCACUUACCGCAAAGUUCACCUGUUCGAUAUUGACAUUCCCGGUAAGUUUUGA